UGAGUUGCUGCUUAUUUUAACAGCUCCUGGGGUGACUUUAGUUGUGUAGCCAGCUGAAGCACCAUUGCUCUAUGACGUAGGAGAAGCUGUCUGAGUCACCUGUUAUUGUUGACAUCACAAGCAGUUCAUUUUGCUUCCAGAUCCUUGGAGCCCAGUCUUUAGAAAAAAAUGAAUGCUUGGCACUGUUCUUUUAUCUCAUUUCCACCUCUUAAACCACCCUCAUUAGGAUUCACUAUUUUAUUUAGGAAAGCAGUUUCCCCCUGCUUUCUUGACAUAAUUUGCGGCAGUAUAUUGCUCAGAGCAAAGGCCAGAACGUUCUAUACCUUAUGCAUUUGCUAGUUAAAAUCUGGGGCUUGGGGGUAGAAUUUGUGGAAUUUUGCAUUCUGUUGCUUGGCAACUUUAAGAGAGUUAAGCCUAUACGUUCUGUGAGCAUCAGAGUUACAAAGUUUGGUGAGCCCAGUCAAUUAUUUCUUGAUACUAAAAAGAAAUUAGUUCUCCAUUAUGUAGAGGGCUUGAAAAGUUGUCAUUCAGAGCAGGGCAUCCGUAGCGAUGUCACACUUCUUCUACUUGACUCCACAAAUUAUUCUGCCCUUCAGCCCUCUCACCUCUCAAGAGUUCGAUCUGAUCAGACGCAAGGCUGGCAUAUCUUGGCAGAAUGAAGCAAGGUGGUCACAUUCCUCUGUGACGACAUACGCAGGCAGUUACCGGAAAAAACAACUGGAUGAGUCCACAUGCAGCCGAUUUUCUCUUAAAGCAGGACAGCAUUGGCCUGAGUGUAACCAGGUGUCAUCACCUAAUGGCUCUGCCUUCAGUCCCACACUCUGCAGGGCUGGUUCCCCAGAGUCUACAGAUGCUAAGGGACUAUUACCUCAUAUGACCAGUUCUUUCAAAAAUUCACAUGAUGUCAAGCACAGUGUGGCACAUCAAAGUCCUCUUGCACGUAGGAACGUUACACAGCACGUCAGCAUGACGCUGGAGGCCAUUUCAAAAAGUGAUACCACUCACAAAAUGCAUAAAAAUGCAGAAAAAGUUAACGGAGAUGGAAGAAAAUGCAGGAACAAUCCCGACUCCUGCUCAACAAUGAGGUCUUGGCAACUUCACUCCCAGUUCCGUGCAGAAAGUAACCUCAGUGGAAGGGCAAGGGCUAACAACCAGGCCAUUUUUCUCCAGCUUCAGGAACCGUGUAAUUCGGCCAGCAAGGUUGGCUCGUCUGAAGACUCAGAAAGUGAUCAGUACUCCGUUUAUAGCCUGGGAGGACCGUUCUCGUCACUGAGCUGAGUCGGAAAACCCAGUCCCAGAGCUAGAGGCCUGCAGCUUCGUUUAAAGACUUUGAGGUAAGAGUGGGCCCGGUAAGAUCUAGACCUUAACCGACUGGCUUUUUCAGACACUUCCCUGGGCUUCAAACACCCUCCAUCCCUCGAUUUUUUUUCCCUCUUAAAUUAGAAGCGGGAACAAAAGUUAUCGGUAUAAUCAUUACAUAAAAUCAUUUUUUUAAGAGUAAAUACCUGGAGCCACCCUUCUCUGCAAGAACCACAGAAAUGGUGCUGUGGCCCCCACAGCUGCAGGCUCCAGCAUCAACGGGCCGGUCCCCUCUAUCUGGAGCCCCGGGCGGGGAGGGCCGCAGGGGCGUGAGAAAGGCUUUUUUGUAUUCAGAGCAAUAGCCCAGAAGAGCCGCAGCCUUCCACGGCCAGGCUUUCCUCCGCAGCGGGCGCCGCGGGAAAGCAAACGCGCCCGGGCCGUGGGACACGCGGCGGUGAUUCCGGGGACGCCGGCUGGGAGCUUGGGGCGGGGAAUGCCGCGGCUUUUCC
This is a messenger RNA of Acinonyx jubatus (cheetah), 1808 nucleotides long. It is a transcript of the gene CB1H4orf51, whose product is annotated as chromosome B1 C4orf51 homolog. Bases 550 to 1278 code for a protein of 242 amino acids. NCBI's taxonomy places the organism in Eukaryota, Metazoa, Chordata, Mammalia, Carnivora, Felidae. The record is from RefSeq and is a predicted model, not a curated record. The transcript is spliced from 5 exons.